Molecule: messenger RNA, 2254 nt
Organism: Nothobranchius furzeri (turquoise killifish)
Lineage: Eukaryota; Metazoa; Chordata; Actinopteri; Cyprinodontiformes; Nothobranchiidae
Gene: tapbpl
Product: TAP binding protein like
Biological process (GO): peptide antigen assembly with MHC class I protein complex; antigen processing and presentation of endogenous peptide antigen via MHC class I
Cellular component (GO): membrane; MHC class I peptide loading complex
Molecular function (GO): TAP complex binding; MHC class I protein complex binding
Source: RefSeq, a predicted model, not a curated record
ACCCUACAGUCUGCGCAUGCUCUUGGGACCAUCAGCGACUAGGGGCUACAGAAACUUCACUUUUGCUUUUUAUAAUUAACAGCAGCGUUAAAUUAGUUUGAGUUCACUGAUGGAUCGAAUAAAAGUCAAGAAAUCCUUUUCCUGCAUUUAAAAAGGAGAUUCGACUCUGUUGGUAACGUUUGAAAUCAAAAGUGAAAGUGCUGUGGUGCAUCCAAAUAGGAUUUAUGUUGUUUUAUUACAUAGUUUUACACAUUUUUUCCACAUAAACACGGAUUUUGUGCAUCCAUGAUGAUUGAAGUAAUAUUCUUUGGAUGUUUGAUGGCGUUCAUCAAUGCUGACGGGGUUGCAGAUGUUGUACUGUCCUGUGCUCUGGUGGAGGAAGGAGUUGGACUGGGAGGUGUUGCUCUUUUUACCAGGACUCCAUCCACUCUGGUCCUACGAGACGUUCCAGUGGGUCUAGACGAAUCACUAGAUACACUCACUCCAUUUGUCCCCCCCUUGGUCCCGGAUCCAGACCUCCUCCUGUUUGAGACCAAAGUGUCAUCAUCACCUGACAUCCCCAAUGCAGAGGUGCUGCUGCACGCAGACUGCAAUGAGCAGGAGGUGACGUGUGAGAUAAGUCGCUACACUCCACGGGGACUCCAAGAAAGUUCAGAUCCGGCUUAUUUUAUGGUGUUUCUCAGCGUGGAAGGACUUGACUUCAGCAUGUCACUGAUUCUGCAGACUUUGUCUGUGGAAAAGCAUCAGCCAGCCUUGAUCCAGAAAAAACUCAGUUUACCUCUAAGUUCGUCAGGAACCCUGCAGACUAAAGGGAUUUUCUUGGUGUUUUCCAACAAAAAGUCUGUACUGGCUCCGUUGAGAGGUGACAUUCUCCUCAACUGUGGCUUCAAGCAAGAGGAGGUGCCAUUAGGAGCAGAUGUGGGCGUUGAAUGGAGACUACAGCACAGAGGGAAAGGUCAUAAAGUGCUGGAAAUGAAGAAAAAUCUAGAUGAUACAAAAGGGACUGUACUGCAUGGUGAGAGGAAGGGCUCCAGCAUGGAUGCUGCUCAGCUUGCCAGUCAGGGGAACGUCUCCAUGAGUCUGACCCAGCUGAAGGUCGCCGAUGAAGGGACCUACAUCUGUACUGUCAGCGUGGGUCGUUUCCAUGCCCAGCAGGUCAUUCAGCUCCACAUUUAUCAACCACCUCAAGUUUCACUGUCAGAUGAAAAAUUAAAAACUUCCCAGACAUUGAGCUGUCAUAGCCGUAAAUAUUAUCCAUUAGAUGCACAGAUGCAGUGGUUUUAUCUUUCUCCGUCAGACUCGAAGGAACAGCUGUUUCCAGAUCAGGGCUCUCUGAGCAGCCAUCGACAGCAUGGAGACGGGACGUAUUCCCUGUCUUCUUACCUCACCGUGUCCCCCAGUGUCUCCCCAGGAACUAAGGUCAUCUGUAGGGUGAACCACCCAGUGCUGGACUCUCCAGUUGAUGUCAUCAUUGUGGUGGAAAGUCCUCAACCGGAUUCCUAUUGGUUUGUUCUGGGUUUCCUCAUCAUCACUGUACUUUUCUUCUAUCAGGUCAUAAAAUAAGUUAAUCCUAGAUCAUCCCGACUUUAAUCUGAGCCCAGAAUGUUGUUAUUGAGUCACUUUAAAUGUUUUAAAAGGUUCUUUACCUGCUGACCUGGAAUAAACACUCGUUCAUGAGAACCGGCUGUGUGUUAAAACAGUCUGGCUUUAUUAUUUAUUAGCUUUGGUGUUUGUUGUUUUGAAUCAUUUUGCACUAAACAUGUUUCCAACUAGUUUUGUUAUAUUUUUAGUUUUUUUUUGGAUUUGUUGAGUCCAGCUUUGUUAAACCAGUAAAACUCAUAAAGUUUUCACAGACAUCCACUCUCAGUCUGAUUUGGGGAAAAUCCUCAUUUAUUAGGCUUUUUAGGCUGAUGCAGUAAAAACAGACGUUUAUCCAGACUGUGGAAAAUGGACAUUUUUCUCUUUUUUAAAAUUUAUUAAUCAGGAAGAAAUUGGGGAAUAUUUCUUGGUACUUUUUAAAAAUAUAGCACCUUUUAUUGUUUUUUAUUGAAUUUUUUGUGUUACACAGUUUUCUUACUCCCGCGUUCAACGUUGUAAUUCACCUUUGACAUGAUCUAUGUGACUCAAAAACUUUUGUUAAGGUUUCUGUAAUGGUCAACGAUGAAUACAUUUCUUGUUUCAGUGCGGAUGAAAUGGAUAUAUAUUUUUUGAAUUUCUUGACACAAAUCCUAAAGAAUAAAGAAAAAUGAAAAAU